This is a messenger RNA of Rhopilema esculentum, 5722 nucleotides long. Its product is annotated as metabotropic glutamate receptor 3-like. Gene Ontology annotation, molecular function: G protein-coupled receptor activity. Gene Ontology annotation, cellular component: membrane. Gene Ontology annotation, biological process: G protein-coupled receptor signaling pathway. Lineage: Eukaryota; Metazoa; Cnidaria; Scyphozoa; Rhizostomeae; Rhizostomatidae. The record is from RefSeq and is a predicted model, not a curated record.
UUGAAUGUGCAAUGAAUUUCACAAAUGCAAAGUUAGAUUCUAGCCGUUCUUUGGAAGUUGCCUGGCAACCUCUAUUAAAGUAUAGGAUAACCUUCGUUUGCAAUAUUGGGUAUUUUCUUUCAAAGUGUUAUGGAGUAAGAUUAGAGCCGGAUACAAGAAAUGACAACCGAAAGUGUAAAGGUAAACUUAAAAACAAAUUGUAGGAAAGAUAUUGACUUCGGAUGCAUGAGCCAUUGAAUUUUUUAGGGAACUGGCAAAGCUGUGUAAAUAGUAAGCGAAAAUCAUGCAAACGAUCUAGACAGUUGAAAGCAAAAUUUGAGUGUGUGGAUAAAGACAAGAUGUUUUCCUCAUACCAAACUGACAGUUAAUUCGUUAAAUGACUCUGUUGUGGAGAGAUGCAGUUACAAAUGGUUGGCUAGGAAAGUAAUCAGUAGCAUCUGAAGACAAACUACUCAUGAUAAGAGAUAACGUUGUAACAACUCUACACAUAGCUGUAUCCAUCUCAAGGUCACGGGAACAAAGCAAAGCAAGACGAUAUGGCCAAAAUGAUAAUAAAGUUGCUUAUACUCGUUCUUUCUACAGUUUUCAGUUCAGCGUGGUAUUAUUCACAUCAAGAUGUAGGAGAAGUGAAGAUCGCAGGAAUAUUCAAUGUUCAUCUUAAGGGCAAUCUUGGAAAAGGCUACUUCAAACGCUGUGGUAUCAUCGAUCCUCAAUACGGAAUUAUGUUUGUCGAAGCCAUGCUAUUCGCGUUAGACCGUAUAAACAAUGAUACUUCAAUACUUCAUGGAUUGAAACUGCGCACGCGGAUUUACGAUACGUGCGGGGACAAGCUCUACUUGCGCAAUAUUCUAGUGCAAGUGGCAAACUACCAUUCUCAAGGCGUUGUAGGCCCCCAAUAUUCGGACGAUGCAAUAACAACCGCAACGGUAAUGAACAUCUUCGGUAAAAAUACCAUCAGCUACGCUGCAACAAGCCCGGAUUUAGAAAACCGCAUCCGGUAUGGCUAUUUUUACCGUACGGUACCAUCAGAUUACAACGCUGUGAAGCUUUUGGUGAGUUUGGCGUUGAAAUUCAAAUGGAAUUACAUUGCACUUAUCAGUUCAGAAGGAAACUAUGGUCAAAGAUCAUCGGAUCUUUUUCGAGAUUCUGCAACAAAACAAGGAAUUUGCAUCCCUAUAGACAUGACGAUAUCAGAGGAUGCCAAAACCGGUGACUACGAAUACAUACUGCAGAUGAUAAGGAAGCAAAGCGCUAUUAAGGUUGUGUAUCUGUUGUUGACAGACAACCAUCUAAAAAUUUUCUUUGAAGUUGCUCAGAAGUUGAAAGAAGAUAUCGGGUAUCUGCAGUUUGUCGCAAGUGACGGGUGGGGAACAAGAUCUUUUGUGGCAUCAGGAAAAACAGUUGCAAAUGGAACAAUUACUUUUCAGGUGGAUCACAGCGAAGUUAGGGAAUUCAGAGAAUAUUUUCUCAAACUCAAGCCUGCAACAAACAAAAGAAAUGUUUGGUUUAAGCAGUUCUGGGAGGAAACGUUCAACUGUACGUUUAAGAACUCAACAGUCCAGAAAUCCUGCACAGGUGAUGAAGAACUUAUGGACGGAGUAGGUUAUUACAGCCAGACACCAGUCCUAUCAGUUAUAAAUGCCAUGUAUGCAUAUGCUUAUGCGUUUAAGAGAGUUAUAUGGUAUGAAUGCCUGAAGAAAAACAAAACAGCUGAUUACUGCAGCAAGAAUAACGCCAUGCUACAAAAGCUUACUAGUUACAGAGCAAUAUUAUUCUAUCUGCGAAAUACGCGGUUCAAGGAGCCAUUCAGGAACAAAAUCUUUAAAUUUUCAGCAUCAGGGGACUACGAUGAAGAUUACAAAAUCUACAACUUUCAAAUGCCAAACAACACAACUCAAGGAAUAUUUAAAGAAGUAGGGAGGUGGAACAACGUUGACAACAAAACAGUGGUAUUUAGAAAUACGGUACAAAACUUUCCCCUUCAACCAGAGACGUGGCGCCUGAACAUUGAUGCUGAUAGAAUAGGCUGGAAAUCUAACGCAUUGCCCGUUUCAGUCUGUAGUAGACCAUGUGAUCCGGGACACGUCCAUCAUUUCAGAUCAGCCUGCUGCUGGACCUGUGUUGCAUGUAAAAGAAAUGACGUCAUAAGGAACAACACUUGCCUGUCCUGUCAUCUGACGGCAGUACCAGACCCCUCAAGGAGAUACUGCAACCCAUUGCCUGUAAAAACUAUUGCUAUGUACAAACACAUAUCGGUUACUAUUCUCUCCGCUUCAAUCCUCGGAAUAUUUGCUACGUCUGCAGUAGGGGCCCUGUUCUUGAAGAACUUCGACCGGCGCAUCGUCAGGGCAUCAAGCCGUGAAUUAUGCCUUCUAAUGCUUCUAGGCAUAAUUUGUGCGUAUGCCUCUCCAAUCGCUUUCAUUAUCAAACCCAGUUCAAUGGUCUGCAACUUACAACGCGUAAGUGUUGGCAUUGGUUUAAGUUCGUGCUAUGCGCCACUGCUGUUGCGGACUAACAGGAUUUAUAGGAUUUUCAAGAGUGCCAAAACGACAGCCUCUCGUCCGUCCAUGAUCAGCCCUCGAUCUCAAAUUGCCAUGUCAAUGGGAAUCUCAGGAAUCGGCAUUUUGAUCGGCCUCGUAUCGAUUCUUGGGCGUGAUUCACAGAUUAACACCGCAUACCCAAGUCACAGGGAAUUCGUCGUUCAGUAUUGCGAGUUAAAUGCACAGACGAUGAUCGUUAACUUGUCCUUUAGCUCAGCCUUAAUGAUUGCUACAACAUGGUUUGCCUUCAAAACGAGAAACUUCCCAAAGAACUAUAAUGAAGCAAAGUACAUUGGGUUGACAAUGUACGUUACAUGCCUUGUUUUGGCAGUUGUAUUGCCGCUGUUCCUGUUUAUAAAUGACGAAGAAGGGAAAUCACGUACAUUGACUUUAUGCUCCCUUUGUUUGAUAACAGCAUCAGUCAACUUGCUUGGACUGUUUGGCAAUAAAGUGAAACUGCUUGUGUCGAGAAAUGCCGUCGAAAAAGAUACAAACAUUACGACGUUGGAAACCACAAGAACCAAUAUGCAAAGAAUUGGAGUUACGGUCAGUUUUAAUGACAAGACUGAAUUUAAGGGUGAAACAAGCUGUGAUCGCACAACAAUUACGCCAACCGCGUAACUGUGCUCGAAAUUUCAGAAGAACGAUACUGGGCUUAGUUGAAGCAUCAUUCUGCAAUCAGUAACCAUCUAUAUUAAAACGGAGCCCUAAAAGGACAACAAAAUUAGCAAACCAUAGUAUUUUUCUUUCUCAUCCUUAAGAAACUGCUCGAAAAUCUUUGUUUUAAAGAUGGGUUUGAAUGAUUCUUCUCUGCGAUUAGGCACCAAUUUUCUGUUUGACAAAGAUGAACAAAAGAAGUGUUUCUUUUGACUUUGUAGGUGUUCUGCUUCGUGUUGUCUCACAUUAAAUGUUUAUUUCUCUAAAAAGUAUCUCUAAAUGUUUUGGUAUUUAAGGAAACUUUAAGAAACUUUUACACAUAGAUUAACAAAAGAAAGUGCGAGCUUAUCCCGAGUUCAGUUUCUUAUAAAAAUGAAUUACACAGUUAAACAUGUCAUUGGUUGUGACAUGACAGUGAAACAGAUAGAACUAUAGCCUUUUAGCAAACAAGUAUUGAUGAUAUGAAUGCUGUUCAACCGGCAUUUUAGCUUACUUUGUACCAAAAUGGUAAUGAGCUAAUGAGGUAUAGGCAGCGAUGAUCACAAAAACCUUCUUCUCCUCAUAUAUAAGAAGAGGCAUAUAGAAAUACUACUCGGAUGUAAUUUGAUUUUCUUUUUCAUUUACGAAAUACUUCACAUCAAUAAACUGCAUCUCAAAGAUCUUUAUCCUGCCAUCAUUAUUAGAUAAAUAUGAAAUUUCUAAAAAGUCUAACAAGAAUAUCUUAUAGCCAGGAGCGGAUCCAGGAAAUUUUCGACCGGUGCUUAGUUUAAGGGACCACAGCCAACAAAUUGACCACGCCCAUUUUCGGUGGCGAUGUUAAGUAGCGUAUUUUUUCCAAUGAGCAUCCCUCUCUAAUGCACGCCCCCCUUUUGUGCAAAAUUUCUCUAAUCAGCACCCACCCUCCAAUGAGCGCCCCCUAAAUAUUUUGUAAACAUAUAGAGACCAGCUAAUCUUUACAGUAGUAAUCAGUUUAAAUAUAUUGAAUAAAACCUAUGCUGUUUCAAUUAGGAAACUCUUCUGCAACUACUGACAGAAUUACAUAAAAAUACAUUUGAAGGUAUUUACAAUUUAAAUAUUCAGGAUGCCACACCAGUAUGUUAAGCAAAUCUACUAGGAUUUUGACUCGGAUGAACUUGAAAUCUUGUAAUUAUUAUGGCCAUAACAAGUGUGAUUGAUUUUUCUAAAGACAAUCAUUGUUUAAAUUCCAAAGCUCAACUUUUUAUUGAUGGAUAUUUAUCUUUUUCUCAAUAAGCCCACUCUCUAAAGUGGCCAAAAAUAGAAUAGAAUACGGUAAACAAGAGUGGCUGUGGAAGCAAGGAAAGUAUUGUACAAAAUAAGGCAAUGUAUUUCAUGAGAAUUUAGAAAAUGUUUUACGGAAUUCGUUACACUGGUUGAAAGCUAUCUUUUGCAGCUUGGAAUUGUGUUCUUAAAAAAUGAAUUUUACUUCUCUUUCAUUUAUCUGUUUUGUUAAAAAUUUUGUUGAUGUUCCAAAAAUUUUGACAGGCAUUUACACGCCUCUUUGAACUAUUCUUCCUUUAGAAAAAUCACAAAGGAGGGCUGCGAUGCCAUUACUCGCGUAAAAAAACAAAGCCAAUAUCUCAACACUUCAAUUAACGCUUUGUCGUAGUAUCACAAUUACCUCAAGCAAACAGCAUUGAUUCGCGUUUGCGAAACUCAAAUCAACUAAUAACAAACAUGGCUAAUAAAACGCAACCUGGCAUGUCACCCUAUUUCUCAACCAGAUGCAUAUAAUAUUUUCUGAUGUCUUGCAAUUUUUCAAAACGAUUGUGUGUUACCACUUACCUGAUAGAUAGUUAUCUUAGGCCGUAGCUUUGCUACACUUCCGGGAAAAAGCUGUGAAUCAGUGAACGAGUCGGCGCUUUUGUCGUCCCAAUAAAACUCGAAAACUCCACAACGCCCCUUCUCUAUCAUUUCUUUGACCAGGCUUUUCUUUUGCCAUAAAUAUUAAGGCAACGUUUCUGUUCAUGCACCCCGUAAUACCAACGAGAGUUGCCGCAAAUCCCAAAAGCCUAUGCCAGUUCCCUAUCCAUCAAUUUCCCUGAAUUUUUAUUGGCUAUUUCGUCUUGACCGGUGCUCAGAUGACGUUGAGCACCGGUGAAAAAGCAAAUGAUUGGAUAAUGCUGGAUCUGAGCACCGGUGAGAAAGGAGUUGAUUGGCUAGCUCCGCUCGUGACAAUUCUAAUUAACGAACCCACCGGUGCUCGGAAUAGCAUUGAAUAAUUGGUCAGCACUUGCAUUCUACCAGAAUUUUGUUCCGGUGAAUAUGCCACGAUUGUAAACAUUAACACGACAAAAGAAAAUUCUUUAGAUAAAAGGAUAUUUUUCAUGCAAAAUAGAUGAAAACAUCGAAUCAAUAGAAAUCUUUAGCUUUUUUCGGAAACACGCACAGGAACAGGUACCUGAAACAGUACUUUGACAAUCUGACUGGUGCUUAAGCACCCUUUGCACCCCCUGGAUCCGUCACUGUUAAAGCAAUACAUCAAUAACCAGUAAAAAUAAUUACCC